Hibiscus syriacus is the source of this 2991-nucleotide messenger RNA. Its product is annotated as alpha-amylase 3, chloroplastic-like. Gene Ontology annotation, biological process: carbohydrate metabolic process. The record is from RefSeq and is a predicted model, not a curated record. Bases 75 to 2753 code for a protein of 892 amino acids. The transcript is spliced from 14 exons. Lineage: Eukaryota; Viridiplantae; Streptophyta; Magnoliopsida; Malvales; Malvaceae. Gene Ontology annotation, molecular function: calcium ion binding; alpha-amylase activity.
UUCUCUUGUAUGAGAUUCCGCAAAGGAAGUCAAAAUAAAAAUCUACGUCUUUCCACUCGCUUUGUCCACCGACCAUGGCGGCGGUUACCGUAGGCUCGCUUCUCCAGAAUCCUACACUUUUGCUUCGUCCCAAAUCUAAGACGUUGUUGAAACCGUCUCGCUCAUUGGAUUCUUCUCGAAAUCGGAAGGUUCUUCACUCUCGGAGCUCUUGCUUUUGUAGCUUCAAGCCUAGCCGAUCGAGUCAUGUCGUCAGAGCCAACUCAUCGGAAACAGCUCUUGUUGACAACUUCGAUACCUCUUCUUCCGAUGACGUCUUGUACAAGGAGACUUUUCCAGUCAAGAGAAUUGAAAAGGUGGAGGGAAAUAUUUUCAUCAGGUUGGAUCAAUCGAAGAACCAGCAGGAUUGGCAGCUUACAGUAGGAUGUAGUCUUCCAGGAAAGUGGAUACUUCAUUGGGGAGUUUCUUAUCUUGGCGACAGUGGCAGUGAAUGGGAUCAACCUCCUAAAAACAUGAGACCUCCUGGUUCAGUUCCCAUCAGAGACUAUGCUAUCGACACUCCCUUGGAGAAACGGUCUAAAGGAGAGAUGUUUCACGAAGUAAAGAUUGAUUUUAACCCCAACAGUGAAAUUGCUGCUAUACAUUUUGUUCUGAAGGAUGUAGAAACUGGAGCAUGGUAUCAGCACAGAGGUAGGGAUUUUAAGGUGCCUCUGGUGGAUUACCUCAAGGAUGAUGGCAAUACAGUUGGAGCAAAAAGAGAGUUUGGUGUAUGGUCAGGUGCUCUACAGCAAUUCUCAAAUGCGCUACAUAAAGCAGAAGCAUCACCUCCUGAUAGUCCAAACAACGAGUCCAAGGACUCUAAAAGUAACAAUAGGCCCCUUGAAGGGUUCUAUGUGGAGCAGUCCAUUGUAAAAGAAGUUUCUGUUGAUAACUUUGUGAGUGUCGCCGUUAGGAAGUCACCUGAAACUGCAAAACUUGUGUUGUAUUUGGAAACUGAUAUACCUGGAGAUGUUGUGGUUCACUGGGGCAUUUGCAGAGAUGAUGCUAAAAGAUGGGAAAUUCCUGCUGCUCCAUAUCCACCGGAAACAACUCUAUUCAAGAACAAGGCUUUACGCACUUUAUUGCAGACAAAAGCUACAGGAAAUAGAUCAGGAGCAUUAUUCACCUUAGAUGAAGAGGUUUUUGGAUUUCUUUUUGUCCUCAAGCUAGACGAUAACACUUGGCUGAAUUUUAAAGAAGAUGACUUCUAUGUUCCCCUCUAUGGUAAAAGUAGUGUUCUGGGUCAACAUGGCCAAUCUGAUAGUACAAGUGAAGAAAUUUCUAGUAAAUCAUAUACUGAUGGUAUCAUCAAUGAGAUACGAAACUUGGUUACUGGCCUUAGCACUGAGAAGAUUCAGAAGACCCAAACAAAGGAAGCACAAGAAAGCAUUCUUCAAGAAAUUGAACAGCUAGCUGCAGAAGCAUAUAGCAUCUUCCGGAGCUCCAUUGUAACUUAUCCAGAGGAAGAUGUUUCAGAAACUGAUACUGAUACAAUACAGCCUGCUGUUAAAAUAUCCACUGGAACAGGCACAGGUUUUGAGAUAUUGUUGCAAGGUUUCAACUGGGAAUCUCAUAAAUCUGGACGAUGGUAUUUGGAACUCAAAGAGAGAGCUUCAGAAAUAUCUUCGCUUGGAUUUACUGUGAUUUGGCUACCACCACCAACAGAGUCUGUCUCACCUGAAGGAUACAUGCCAAAGGACUUGUAUAAUCUAAAUUCCAGAUAUGGAACUAUUGAUGAGCUGAUGGAACUUGUGAAGAGCCUCCAUGAAGUUGGUCUGAAAGUUCUAGGUGAUGUUGUAUUGAAUCACCGUUGUGCACACUCUAAAAAUCAGAAUGGAAUAUGGAAUAUUUUUGGUGGUCGUCUAAAUUGGGAUGAUCGUGCAGUGGUUGGUGACGAUCCUCAUUUUCAGGGGCGGGGCAACAAAAGUAGUGGAGAUAAUUUCCAUGCUGCUCCAAACAUUGAUCAUUCCCAAGAGUUUGUGAGGAAGGAUCUCAAAGAAUGGCUUGGCUGGCUGAGACAAGAAAUUGGUUAUGAUGGAUGGAGGCUGGAUUUUGUCAGAGGAUUUUGGGGUGGUUAUGUCAAGGACUACUUGGAUGCAAGUGAACCUUACUUUGCUGUUGGUGAAUACUGGGAUUCUCUUAGUUACACAUAUGGUGAAAUGGACCACAACCAAGAUGCCCAUAGGCAGAGAAUCAUUGACUGGAUUAAUGCUACUAAUGGAACUGCUGGUGCAUUUGAUGUCACAACCAAGGGAAUUCUUCAUUCAGCUCUGGAAAGAUGUGAAUAUUGGAGAUUAUCAGAUCAGAAAGGGAAGCCUCCUGGGGUUGUUGGAUGGUGGCCGUCUCGUGCAGUUACCUUCAUAGAGAAUCAUGACACUGGUUCUACCCAGGGUCAUUGGAAGUUUCCAGGUGGAAAAGAAAUGCAAGGAUAUGCUUAUAUCUUGACUCAUCCAGGAACACCGGCUGUGUUCUACGAUCACAUUUUCUCUCAUUAUCGAUCUGAAAUGGCUGCCCUUAUCUCUAUCAGGAACAGAAACCAAAUCCAUUGCCGGAGUAAGAUUAAAAUUGUCAAGGCAGAGAGAGAUGUGUAUGCAGCCAUCAUCGACGAAAAAGUCACGAUGAAGAUCGGACCAGGUCAUUAUGAGCCUCCGAGUGGUCCCCAAAGAUGUUCUGUAGCCCUUGAAGGGAAAGAUUACAAGGUUUGGGAAGCAUCUUAACUGUAAACCAUGAGCAUUAUUUAUUUUUCCAGGUGUAUAUAACCUAUAUGGAUGUCGAUCAUCGAGUAGAAAAUGUAUUGUUGAGUUUGUUCGGGAUAGCGGUGAGGGGUCGGCCCUCACUGAUUAUUUGGCAUUGUUGUACCAUUUUUUACUCCUACAUACGUUGGGGUUGCCCCCCCCGGGGGGGGGGGGGCGUAUUGAUUAAAGGCAUGCCUAGACAAGGUGACUAUUGAAGCCA